This is a messenger RNA of Haliotis rubra (blacklip abalone), 1088 nucleotides long. RefSeq names its product BTB and MATH domain-containing protein 36-like. Lineage: Eukaryota; Metazoa; Mollusca; Gastropoda; Lepetellida; Haliotidae. The coding region runs from base 153 to 749 and encodes 198 amino acids. The record is from RefSeq and is a predicted model, not a curated record. The transcript has a single exon. Gene Ontology annotation, molecular function: protein binding.
GAAUUCUCGGUACAUAAAAGGGAGUUAACUUUUGUCAAAGGUAAAUCGAAAGUGGGUUUCUUGGAAUUACAAACGUAUUUCCAGAACCAAACAAACCGCCAUAUUGAAGUCAUCAGCACCGCUUGAUCUGAUCAUAGUUUCAAACAGGAACAAUGGCGACCUCUAAGACUAAGAAAGAAGGAACUCCGGGCCCUGACGACUCUGCGUUCCGGACACAGAGUGAGCUGAGUGACGUGGUGAUCGUUGUCGAAGGGAGGCCUCUACACGUGAAUAGAAGUGUUCUAUCUCACAUAUCGCCUGUAUUCCUGAAGAUGUUCAACGGGGAAUGGAAAGGGAAGGCUGAAGUUCCUUUAGCAGACAAAAAGUACGAUCACUUUGUGGAGCUACUGUUGUGUGCUUACCCGCCACAGUGCAAACUCAUCUCUAUGGAAACACUUGAUGUGGUUCUACCGCUGGCUGACGAAUACGGGAUCGAGUCUAUAAAACUGCGGUGUGAGGAGUUUGUCCUCGCACGCCUCCAGCACAGAGAUAUGGAAGUCAACAAUCCACCCACCAAAGAGUUGGUUCACUUCCUUUACCUGGCGGAUAAGUACAAACUGAAGAAACUUUUAGAAGAAACUGUGGAGAAGGUGAUUCACCGAUCCUAUAACGGGAAAGACUGUGUUAAAAUGUUGAACGAAUUUGGAUUGCUGUCAGUAGAAGUUAAAUUUAGGGUUACAUCUGAAAGACUGUGUCUAAUUAAUCGUUGAGUCGCCACUGAUGACUUAUUUUUCAUUAGCUGGAAACAAGCCUCCCUGUCUUAAGAAGGCCAUGGCCCACUUUAUCUUUGAUCCAAUAGUACAAUAAAUAGUAGUUUAGAGAAGCUGGAACAGAACCUUGAAAGAAGCCUCCAGUUUUUUACGAGCCUCCUGCUAAUAAUGGCUGUAUCCCACCCGAUGACUCUGAUCAAACAACACAGGAUGUUGGUGAUUAUGUUCGACUGAUUGUGAACAAAUGUUUUUACGGCUGUCAAUUUGUGAAAUACAAGUCCUGUGUUCCUUCGAUUGUACACAAUUCAUAACGUAUAAUUGAAUACAAUUUCAGCAUUG